Paramecium octaurelia is the source of this 687-nucleotide messenger RNA. Lineage: Eukaryota; Ciliophora; Oligohymenophorea; Peniculida; Parameciidae. The record is from the annotation of a GenBank genome assembly.
AUGGCUGUUAAUCUAAAAUUAGGAAAUAACCUUUUUACUAAAGAAAGAAGAAUAGCAGAGUUGGAAAAAAAAGUAGUUGAAUUAGAACAUAAAGUCUCAGAAUAUGAAAAAUUAAACUUUGAAUUUUAAUUGAGACAUAAAGAAGAUGAAAAAUGUUUAUUUGAAUUGAGAAAUCAAAACAAUCUCUAUUAAAUUGAAGUAGGGUAGCUUUAGGCUCAUUCUUAAAAAUUAACAACAGAAAAAGAUAAACUAGAAGUUUAGCUAAGAGAAAUUAAUGGUAAUUAUGAGAAACUCAAAGAAAAAUAAAAGGAAAUUAUGAACAUCGUAACUAAUCAAUCAAAUGAAAUAAAUGAGAAUCUGUCAUUAAUAGAUAAACUGAAGAGCGAUCUUACUAAAAGUGAGAAUGCCUAGAUUCAAUUAGAAAAACAAAUUCAUGAGUUGUGCUUGUAAAGGGAGGCUAAAAUUGCAGAUAUCAGAACCUUACAAAAAAAUAUUCAAUAAAAAGAAAAGUAUAUUGCUGUUUUGAACAAGGAGAAAGAAAAGAGUGAAGGAAACAAGGAUAAAGAAAACAAGAUGAAAGAAUAAAAAAAGCCAAACUGUCAAUUUAAAUCAUCGAGUAUCAUUGAUGGUUUGGAUGAUGUUGAAUCAUGUUAAACAAUUAAUAGAUUGAAAAAUAAAUAGAAGUGA